Messenger RNA from Caenorhabditis angaria, 1364 nucleotides. The record is from the annotation of a GenBank genome assembly. Lineage: Eukaryota; Metazoa; Nematoda; Chromadorea; Rhabditida; Rhabditidae.
AUGAUUUGCAUACUCGCUGGGCUUCUUCCAUUUCCAAAUGGUUUUUACCAAAAUUUCCGAGAAUAUGUUGGUGCAGAAAUUACACUUAUCAACACUCUAAAUUAUCUCGGACCUCAAUUUAUAUGCGUUUUAAUGACUGUUCAUCGUGUUUUUAUCAUAUUCGCUCCAAUGAACAGAACUACAUUUUCUCACGAAAGGAUUUUGAUUUAUGGAACUGGAAUUUUGGCAAUUACUUUUAUUUCGUUGAUUAUCCCGUAUUUUAGCGAAUGUCGCAUUAAUUAUUCCGAACCGGAGUUGUCUUUUGCAUCAAAUUGCGCGCCAAAUCGACAUGUGGUGGGUAUUAGAGCACAUUUGUUGACAUAAGAUUUGUAGAAAAGUUUAAGUGACACUCUUGACUCAUUGUGUUACACAGUUCAGAAAAUACACGUAUCAGAGUGAUAUUUUAAUUGUUACGUUUCCAAAAACCUCAUGAUUGGAUUAGAUCGUCUAAGUUUUAUUUUCUCUAGAAAAGUACAUAUUAAAGUCAGGUGCGUAUUGAAGAAAAUAUCACGAGGAGUGAAACAAUUUUUUUGACUCAUUAUAAUUAUUGGGUUAUAGUUGGGAAAAUAUUAGCUUGUGAAUUCAUCAGAGCAAAUUUUCCUUCUUUGGUUUUUUGGAGAAUUUGGAGAGAACUCCGAGAUAGUAGACAAUUUCACUGGCUUCAAAACCCAACUCCACACUUGUAGACUUGACAUAUUCAAAAAGUUGGUAAUAUCUUCCCAUUCCGAACACAUGAAGUUCAACAGAGAGCAGUUCAGUUUUUUUAUUCACUAACAAACAAUUGACCCAAAUGGUGUAAUUUUGAAGCUUUUGUAAUACUUUAUUUUCAGGCAAAUGUUAUUUUCCAGAUAACUCUCAUACAAAAUAAAUACUUGAUAAUUCUCCCAGUCACGUGUAUGACAAUCAAUCUAAUAAUAGUUGGACAUCUUCGAGCAUUACGAGAAGGUCUCUACGAAUAUCUUCCAUUUUUUCAAAAAACCCGACCAGAAAUUAUAUUUCAUAUGUCAACUUUUAUGUCGAAUCAAACUCAAAACGAAAAUAAAAAACGAGAGAUAAAUAUGAUUCGACAAACAGUUGCAACUACAGUUUAUUUAUCACUUUAUGAAUUUAUCGGCUUGUUAAUUCGAAUGUUUCCGGGAGUCUAUUCAAAUAUUCCAGUCGAUCUUAGAUCUCUUAUAGUUUUCGCUCGAUUUAUCAUGGCUUUUCUCAUCAAUUUUUUCGUGUAUUUCGUGGAAACUAAAAAUGUUCGGAAAUCUAUUUUAAAAUAUCUCGGAUAUCAUGAUAAACCUCAACCUGUGACUUCUGUCAAAAAUUUGGAGCAAUGA